CGGGGACCUGGAUGAUCGUUGAAGAAUCUUGAGAGAAGGAAGCGGCAACUUCAAUGGAGAAACCGGAGAAGAGAGGAAUGAUCGACACGUGGCUUGAUAAGCACCGUUCGUUAUACACGGCGGCUACACGUCAUGACUUCGUCGUCUCCAUCCGCGACGGAUCCGUUGACCUCUCCUCCUUCAAAACUUGGCUGGGGCAAGAUUACCUCUUCGUGAGGGGGUUCGUGCCGUUUGUAGCGAAUGUUCUGAUCAGAGCUUGUAAAGAGUCCGGCGUGACUUCCGACAUGGAAGUGGUUCUUGGUGGUUUAGCUUCGUUGAAUGAUGAGAUCGAGUGGUUUAAAAGUGAAGGGUCGAAAUGGAGCGUUGACUUCUCGACCGUUGUGGCUCAAAAAGCUAAUCAAGAAUAUCGCAGGUUUCUUGAAGCUAUGAUGAGUAGUGAGGUGGAGUAUUCGGUGGUGAUGACGGCUUUCUGGGCGAUUGAAGCGGUGUAUCAAGAGAGCUUUGCUCACUGUUUAGAAGAGGGGAAUAAAACUCCAGCGGAGCUUACCGGAGCUUGCAAUCGGUGGGGUAACGACGGGUUUAAACAGUACUGUUUAUCUGUGAAGAGCAUUGCGGAGCGUUGUUUGGAGAAUGCCUCUGGGGAAGCUUUGGCUGAAGCUGAAGAUGUUCUUGUACGUGUUCUUGAACACGAGGUUGCGUUUUGGGAGAUGAGCCGUGGUGGACAGUAGCUAAUGCUUUUGAGUCAGAUUUCUCUAAUGUGUGUGAAAGACAAACUCUGUUGUUGUGUUGUGUGGUUACGAGAAACUCUGCUUUUGCCUCUUUGUUACCUUAUGAUCUUUCUCAUUAUGCGACACUACUUGGAUGUGUUACGAGUAUCUUGGUUUGAAACUAAUAAGGUUAUUGAGAAUCCUCUCGAGGCUUAGAUGUCACAUUCACACAAGGAGAUUCC
Eruca vesicaria subsp. sativa (arugula) is the source of this 949-nucleotide messenger RNA. The record is from the annotation of a GenBank genome assembly. NCBI's taxonomy places the organism in Eukaryota, Viridiplantae, Streptophyta, Magnoliopsida, Brassicales, Brassicaceae.